AUGGAGAUCGGAUCAUCAGAUCAGUCGCUCUCUUCGAUUUUCCCUAGCUGGGUGGUCGUAGACCAGGAUAUCUGCCGCAAGGCGUUUGCCUCCUUCCGCCCCGGCGACCCUACCUCCGCGAAGACCUACGCCAGCAACGGUGAGGUCGUCCGCGUCUCUUUCACCCUGCGCCCACUGCCGGGUGCCUCCCGCCUCUGCGUCCACUUGCCGAAGGGUCGCAAGCUGUCCGGCUUCGACAGCGUCGUGGCGGCGCACGGCAACGCCGUACUUUUCCGUCUCGAGAUCGACUUCAACGGACUCCCCUCAUCGUGCUCCGCGAUCGACCACUUCAUCUACUGGGCCAGCCCUCGCGGUCCCAGGAUCUCACUGCUCCCACGUUGGUACUCGACCGAGGAUGAGAUAGAGGCAGCUGAGCGAUGGCUAUCUGGCGAGAGUGAGCCUGGUUCCAGUUUCACAAUCACCAUCUCGAUGCUGCACGGUGACUACGAUGAUAUGCAGUGGGUGACAGAUACCACAAUUCAAGCUGCUAACCUCUGGGAUAUGGAGGGUUAUGAUGAUCAGCUUCCACGCGUUGUGCUGCAAUUCCCUCUGGAGAGGCGCACAGUUUCUAGUGCAAAGGCAUGGGUGGUUGCUCUUAACAUAGAUAGCAGCAAGGUUUUAUGGUAUAAGGAUAUCAAAGCCAUCCCUUCUGAUGAGGACACUGAAAUGGCCCCUGGCAACAUCUUCUGCAAUUUGCCUUUCUUUCCUACUGAGUUCACCAAGCAUCUGCAGAAGGCUGCCGUAAGCAUUGUCAUGUUGAAAGGAAACACUAAAUUCAAUAUACAUGUAUAA
This is a messenger RNA of Miscanthus lutarioriparius, 831 nucleotides long. NCBI's taxonomy places the organism in Eukaryota, Viridiplantae, Streptophyta, Magnoliopsida, Poales, Poaceae. The record is from the annotation of a GenBank genome assembly.